CUAUCUGGACGAGAAAUCCCAAGAGAAUACUCUGCUCGCCGUGCACUCGUACCCUCGCAGCCUGGAGGAGGAGUGGAUUCCUCUCUAUAGACACUGUUUACAGCCCACGGUCGAACCAACAAGACAAUGUCGCACCAACGCAAAGGAUCGCAGCUCUGGCAGCCCACAUCGCCGACGACCGAGACGCCCGCCAGCCCCCUGGCAGCGGAGGCGCCGGCGAAGCAGGAGCAGCAGCAGGAGCAGCAGCGGGACGCGACGCGCCAGCGCAACCCCGGCCGGCGCAUCGCGCAGAUCGUCAAGCUCAAGCCCGAGUACCUGGCCGAGUACAAGAAGUGCCACGCCGCCGUGUGGCCCGAGGUGCUGAAGCAGAUCAAGGAGUGCAACAUAGUCGACUAUAGCAUCUUCUUCGACGACUCCAGCAACAUCCUCUUCGCCAGCUUCAAGUACGUCGGGUACGACUACGCGGGCGACAUGGAGAAGAUGGCCGAUAACCCCAAGGUGCGCGAGUGGUGGGCCUACACGGACAAGAUGCAGGACAGCCUGGUGCCCGGCGCCAAGAGCAGCGAGUCCGGCGAGCCGUCGUGGUGGAAGGGGCUCGAGGAGGUCUUCUAUUUCAACCGGUGAUGAGAUAUACAUAUAUAUAUAUAUAUAUAUAUAUAUCAAUCUAUGUGUAAUCGCAAGAUGAUUCGGGAUUCGGGAUUCGAAAGUGAGGUCAUGACAGCGCGUGGUGUUUCGG
Truncatella angustata is the source of this 736-nucleotide messenger RNA. RefSeq lists its product as uncharacterized. The record is from RefSeq and is a predicted model, not a curated record. Gene Ontology annotation, molecular function: racemase and epimerase activity, acting on carbohydrates and derivatives. The coding region runs from base 127 to 624 and encodes 165 amino acids. NCBI's taxonomy places the organism in Eukaryota, Fungi, Ascomycota, Sordariomycetes, Amphisphaeriales, Sporocadaceae. The transcript has 2 exons.